UGUGAUUUUCUGUUAGAGUCAGCCACCUAUUAGUUUUGAUUCCCAUCUUGAUGAACUCGUCCUAGAAUUCCAUAUUGAAAGCCUAUUUCAUUCUCCUGUUGCAGACACUUUUUUUUUUUUUAUAUAAAGUAGGAGCAGUGGCAGCAUUGGUUGCGCUCCACAUGGGGAGACACUCUUGCUGUUACAAGCAGAAGCUAAGGAAAGGCCUGUGGUCUCCAGAGGAAGAUGGGAAACUUUUGAAUUAUAUAACCAAAAAUGGACAUGGCUGUUGGAGCUCUGUCCCCAAACUUGCAGGCCUACAAAGGUGUGGGAAGAGUUGCAGGUUAAGGUGGAUCAACUACUUGAGGCCUGAUUUGAAGAGAGGAGCAUUUUCACAGCAGGAAGAGAACUUGAUUAUUGAACUCCAUGCAGUGCUUGGCAACAGAUGGUCUCAAAUUGCAGCCCAGUUACCUGGAAGAACCGAUAAUGAGAUUAAGAACUUGUGGAAUUCCUGCAUCAAGAAGAAGCUAAGGCAAAGAGGCAUUGACCCCAACACUCACAAGCUACUCUCUGAGCUGGAAAUUGAUAACGAGAAGCAGGUCACAGACAAUGACAAGGCUUCUACUGUGUCCGGUGAAUUCAACCUCAUCGAGGCAGCGAAUUCAAAAUCACCUUCAGCUUCUUCUGGCUCUAGGAUCGCCAACAACAAGAACAACUCAAGCACUCAGGAUUUCAUCCUGGAAAACUCUAGCAAUACCAGUUGCCGGCCUCCUGGUCUGGUGGGGAGUUUCCCUUUCCAGAAGUUGAAUCACGGUACUAAUAUUGGGAUCUCUGUGAAUCCAAAUACUGCUCUUUGCUUUAACCCGGGCUCUAGUUCCUCUGAGAUGAUUUCUCAAUUCAAUCUUAGCAACUCCUCCAUUUUAUCAUCAAUGUCAAACUCAAUCUUCCAAACCCCAAUACGAGUUAAACCAUCGGUUAGUCUUCCCUCUGAUAAUCCUUCUUUACGAUCCUCUGAUAUCAAUGGAGUCCAGAACUGGGAAGGAAGCAGCUUCAGCAAUGACGGUGGAAGCCGAAGCACAAGUUAUAGCUUUGACAACAAUGCUUUCUCUUGGGGGCUGUCAGAUUGUGGAAAAUCAGGUGAAGAAGGAGAAGACAUAAAAUGGUCUGAAUAUCUGAGUACACCAUUUCUUCUUGGAGGCACUGGCACUGUACAGAAUCAAACAUCACAGCCCAUGUACAGUAAUGAGAUCAAACCAGAUACAAACUUGAUAGGAGAUGUAUCAGGCAGCACAGCUUGGCAUCAGAACCAGCAUCAACAAGAUAAUUCACAGGCUUCCAAUGUCUAUACUAAGGAUCUCCAGAGACUUGCUGUGGCCUUUGGACAAACCACUUAGAAGUUGAAUCAAAUUCAGGUGAAAAAGAGUACAUAUAUAUAUAUAUAUAUAUAUAUAGGAAUCGAGGUAAUUGCUUGGAGAAACAUUAUUAUGUAUUCUGGAGAAAGGGGUGUGUGUUUGUCUGUGUGAUAAGAGGAUAUUUCUCUUUUGGUUUUGUAAAUGUAUCUGAUACAAAACUUCUUCUUUCAGCAUUUAUCAAAUAAAUAUAUUUGUGGUUGAAGUGAGAUUAUAUACACUAAUAUGGAU
Messenger RNA from Tripterygium wilfordii, 1619 nucleotides. RefSeq names its product transcription factor MYB61-like. The transcript is spliced from 3 exons. Gene Ontology annotation, biological process: regulation of stomatal movement. The record is from RefSeq and is a predicted model, not a curated record. NCBI's taxonomy places the organism in Eukaryota, Viridiplantae, Streptophyta, Magnoliopsida, Celastrales, Celastraceae. The coding region runs from base 162 to 1373 and encodes 403 amino acids.